CGCCAUGUCUUCUUCUUGAUUCUCAUCAAAAAGCAACAUCUGAAAUCAUCACUAAAUAAUAAUACGUUACACUGCGGGAUUUCACCGACACCAUGCAUCAGCUACCGGAGAAGCCCCGUAAUACACAACCAAAACCUCGCUAAGCGCCACGACAGGCCCGUAAAUCCCAAUUUAGGCUAUCCCCUCAAAAAAGGGCCCUUCUGCAAAUACCGGAGCCAUCGAGCUGCCUAAAAGAGGCAUUGCAAAAUCAAUUGGCCCCAGUCUCGACCAAAAGAACCUUGGUUCUGGAGCAGAAUAGGCAGCCAGCAGCCGAAAAACCUCUACGGCACAUCUUCACCGGCGUCAUGCUCGGCGUCAUCAAUUUUGCCAAAAGCCAAAAGAUCCAACGCCUCGGCUGUGUGUCAAUGCCAAAGUUUAAUGCUGUUGCAACUCGACUCGCCCUUUUGCGGACGACGUCCGGGCGCACAGGGCAGACUAGCGGGCAUUACAUCUCUUGCCCACCAACCAAAAGUGCCCAGAGUCAGCCACCAGAUCGCUGGGACACCCCCAAACUCUCACAAAAACACGGCAGAGGAUAGCACGCCACCGCCCAGAGAUGAACCCCGGGUCCACACCCCAGAGGCCCAUCAACCCCAUCUGCAGUGGUCAUCCAUCAGCUGCGCACGACUCGCCCGUAGCAAAAAAGUCACAGGCCAAUUCUGCAAGCACUACCCAACUAAGAAGGUCCGUCUUCCCCAGUGGGCUAGCUUGGCCUGUAGCAGCAUCCACUUGCGCACGCGAGCUGCACAAUGACCAUAGCGCGGGCUCGCCGGUAUCUUGCGGUAGUUGAUUUGGGGUAAUGGGGCCGAAAAAAGUUGGGGGAGGCCACACGCCAAAGACGGGAUAAAUAUCGACAAAGUUCCCCCUCCCACCCCUUGGACAGGCUGGUGUUGUUUCCGUCACGCUUCUAUCCCUUCCCAAGUCUCACAUACUCUUCUCUCAGUAUGCGUUGGGCUUCUACUGCUGCGGCUGCCGCCCAGCUGCUUGGCCUUGCCAGCGCCUUUGUGCCUAUUGCACCCCUCGUUCACCAGGUCGACCCUCACGCCGCCAACGUUGCCGGCACUGACAAGCUUACACCCGCCGCUCCCAGCUACACUGCCGGCUUCUUCGACCAGCUGAUUGACCAUGCCAACCCAUCCCUGGGCACCUUCAAGCAGCGCUUCUGGUACAGCGCCGACAACUACAACGGCCCCAACUCGCCCAUUGUUCUCGCCUCCCCUGGCGAGUCUGGCGUCGAGGAAAAGUACAUCAACUUUGGCUCAGCCUACACCCCCAACGUGUAUGCUGCCAAGCUUGGUGGCGCUAGCAUCCAGAUUGAGCACCGUUACUUUGGCAAGUCGCUGCCCUACCCCGAGGACCAGCUCAACACCGAGACCUACCAGUACCACACACUCGACAAUGCUGUCCAGGAUCUCAUCUACUUUGCCAAGAACGUUGAUCUUCCCUUCACCAACGGCACAUCUACUCCCGAUGUUGCCCCCUGGGUCCUUGUAGGCUGCUCCUACUCGGGUGCCCUCGCCGCCUGGGUCCAUGCGCUGUCUCCCAACACCUUCUGGGCCUACCACUGCGGUUCUGCUGUUGUCGAGGCUAUUGAGGACUUCUGGACCUACUUUGAGCCCGUCAAGGCUGCCCUUCCCAAGAACUGUACCGCUGAUUGGCAGCGCAUUGUCAAGCACGUCGACUCUGUCCUUGACAGCGGUGACCAGAAGGCCAAGGACGACCUCAAGGCCAAGUUCAACCAGACCGGUACCACCGACGUUCAGUUUGCUGAGGCCAUGACCGGCUGGUUGGGUAACUGGCAAGGCCAGCAGCUCUACUCUGGCUACAGCCAGCCCUUCAAGGUCUGCGACUACAUUGAGAACCAGUACCCCGGAAGCAGAACCCCCAACCCCGAUGCCAACGGUGUUGGUCUCGACAAGGCUAUUGCCGGUUUUGCCAAUGCUACCCGCGCUGCGUGGUGGAACAUUCCUCCUUUUACCGGCCUCGACGCCAAAUCUUGGAGCUGGUACCUCUGCAACGAGCCUUUCGAGUGGUGGCAGGCAUAUGCCUCGGCCGAUACCACCGGCUUCAUCCCCAAGCUCUUCACCACCAAGGCCGCCAUCAAGGAGGCGUGCCAGGACGUAUUCCCCGACGUCAAUGGCCACCAGUACGGCCUCAAGAAGGGCCGAACUGUCGAGCAGCUCAACAAGCGCACCGGCGGCUGGAACCAGGUCAACACCAAGCGUCUCAUGUGGAUCAACGGUCAAUUCGACCCCUGGAGAGAUGCCACCGUCUCCUCCAGCCGACGCCCUGGCGGCCCUCUCAAGAGUACCAAGGCGGCGCCCGUCUUUGACAUUCCCAAGGCCGCCCACUGCAACGACUACAUUUACUACAAUGCCAAUGCCAACCCUGCUGCCGUCAAGAUUUUCGACAGCAUGGUCAAGCAGAUUGUCACCUGGGUGGAUGAGUUUUACGCUUAAACAGUGGCCGGCCUCAAGGCCAUGACGAAAUGUAUAUGCAUAGACAUGAUAUAGACUUUUUAAAUACAUGUAAAUAACGUUUAUUUCCG
This is a messenger RNA of [Torrubiella] hemipterigena, 2587 nucleotides long. The record is from the annotation of a GenBank genome assembly. Lineage: Eukaryota; Fungi; Ascomycota; Sordariomycetes; Hypocreales; Clavicipitaceae.